Molecule: messenger RNA, 3460 nt
Organism: Caenorhabditis auriculariae
Lineage: Eukaryota; Metazoa; Nematoda; Chromadorea; Rhabditida; Rhabditidae
Source: the annotation of a GenBank genome assembly
AUGUACGAUGACGAUGACAUCCCACUUGCACCACCACCUGAAAAGAAAGGUUUGUUGCCUAUAUUUUUGAUAUUAGAAAACACUAAAAGCAAUUCAGAAAAGGGUCCUGAUUUUCAAAUGAAGUUCUUCCAGUCACAAGUUGCACAAAAGAAAAAUGCUUUGCAAGCUGCAACAGUAUGUUCAUUUCAGGUUUUCGAAAAGUUAUUAUCAUUUUCAGAAGGGAAAAUUCCCUAUAAAACCUUCAACAUCGGUUUCUCUUCCUGUUAUUGACCUCAGCUCUAAAAACAAAGCUUCUCCAAUUAUUGGGAGCUUUCAACAGCCUCUUCUGAAGCCGAUUCGAGCCUCGCCUCUUACAGAGCCUCUCAGUUUCCUUCCCAAAGCUGCGACCGAUGAUAGCGUGAGCUUGAUACGUUUUUCUUUCGAAUCUUCGUAUUUCAGUUUGUGCUAUUUGGUGAGAUCACCGUUCAAAACGAAUAUCAACUUGCUUGCCCUAACGACUACGAGAAACUGUCAAAAGAGAUGAAAGAGAGGAAAGCCAAGGAGAAAAUGGCAAAACAAGUAGCCAAGAGGUAAAUGUGCGCUAUUAAAAGCUCAGCUUGAAGCUUUUACAUUCAAGAUUAGCCAAGGAACACAAGGAAGAAGAAUCGAAGCGAGGUAGAGGUGCUGCAAUCGCUCCGCCAACCGCUUUGUUGGAACCUGAACCUGUUUUUGAAGAGCCCAAGGUAUUUUUUCUUGUUAGAAAACUAUUCUUUCUGUAAAAAAAGAAGAAUACAAAUGUUUGAACUAAUCUGAACGAUGUUUUCUGAAAUUUAAGAAAAGUUCGCUGCGAAGUGACGGCAGAAGUUUCCGUUUUUUUUUCUGGGCGUCCAGUCUAGUUCAGUUUUGUAAUUCAAUUCAUAAAAAAGGUAAUUUUUCAUGGCGGUCGGAAAUUUUUGAGAAUUUGGCAGAACACAAUUUUCAUAUGCUUCCGGUUUCAGUUUCCGGGUUUUUUCUUUCAUUUUUUAUACUCGGGACUCUGAAUUCUGUAAAUUUGUAGCCAGUUUCAAUGCCACCGCCGAAAUUCCUUCCGGCGUUUGGAAAAGCGACGAGUAAAGGACUGGGCAUCGCGGCGAACAUCAUGAGCAAGUACGGCUACAAGGAGGGCCAAGGCUUGGGCCGAUCCGAACAAGGGAUCAGUACGGCCCUCAAGGUCGAACGCACCGGGAAACAAGGCGGAGUUAUAGUCGCCGAACAGAAAAAAGGUAAAACUUGUUCGAAAAUAUGACUCUUGAGAGAAAUAAUCUUUUUUUUUUGAAAAUGUUCAUCGCUUUUGCGAUUAUGAUUAAUGUUUUUAUUUUAUUUUUUUAAUUAAAAACGAAAAUUUCAAGAUUUUCAUGUUUGCGAUAACCUUGAUAGGAGCUUUUGAUUUCUCUCACAACUUGAAACAAGUCAUUUUGAUGUGAUAUAAGAUCCACUCCAGUAAAAACCAAAUCGCUUACAGAAGAAGGGCCAACAACCUCUAUCAGUAUGACAGAAGCGAUGAAGAACUCGACAAAAGUUGUCUUAUUAACUGUUAGUUUUUUUUAUUCUUUUCGAUGUAACUCAUCUUUUCAGAACAUGAUCGGAUUGGAAGAACUAGACAGCGAAUUUGAGGAAGAAGUCAAGGAAGAAAUGGGAAAGUAUGGACAGGUGGUCGCCGUAGUUAUCCACAAGGUUUUCUAAAAAAGAAACCAUCUACAAUUUCAAAGUAUUGCUUUAAGCGAGAAUCGCAGCCUCCUGAGGAACAAGUUCGCGUCUUCGUCGAGUUCACCAACGUCGCGCAGGCCAUAAAGGCGUUCGUCGUGAUGAACGGCCGAUUUUUCGCUGGCAGAGCUGUCGUCGCUUCCUUUUAUAACUUUGAUUCUUACAGUUCACAAAACUAUGACCUCUAACUUUUUUAUUUUUUCACUUUUUCGUUAUGAUUGUUAUUGUGGCGCUUUCAAAACGUCAGUGACCGUGAACCUGCUUUUUGUUAGAUCAAAAAAAAUGACGAAUUUUCGAAAUAUAGGAUUUUUCAAUAAGUUUUAAAGGGAUAUUCACAUUAAAAUAGAUUCAUCACAAGCGUAGGGAAGUUUAAAAAAUCGAUCAAGAUGGUACCUCUGUGCUUCAUAGAUUUUCCAUCUCAAAUUCACUAAUUUUGUCUUGAGUUUAACCAUAAUGGCAUCAAUCCUGAGCAUGUUUAAAUCUCUCAAUCCAGCGGUGAAUCAUUUAUAACAUUACCUUAUGGUUACCAGAGGCUUUGAAGGAAAUCUUGGACCAUCCAAAGUAUGCUUUUCUUCCUUUUUAGAUAGUGAAAAAGUUAUUCAAUCUACUCCCAGUGAUAAUAAUAACUCCAGUCUUUUUCAAAUCAAGAAAAAUGUUAUAAUCAUAUUCUGAAGUUCUGAGAAACUGCGACGUCAUCCUACGUGUAUUUCUGUAAUUUAUUUUCUGAAUCAUGAAUUUUUUGAAAAAUAAAAUAGAAAAACUGAAAGGACCACUGUAUCGCAUCCGAUCUUUAUCAAUCCAGGCUACACUAUAGUCGAUUCCUCGUCUCAAAUGCCUUUUCUGACGCAAUAAUUCGAUUUCUGUAAGUAUUAUGGCUUGUCAGACUUUACGAAUAGACCAAAUCGAUGCCAACAUUUUGGACGAUGAGAUCGAAAAUAUUGCUCAAACUUCAAUCGAUGACGUCAUCAGCUCUUUGCCGGUCCACGCCGCACGCUACUUUGAGAUGGUUUGAAGUAAUAAAAGAGACCGAAAACAUAUUUUUUCAGGUUCGUCCGGAAAUCCGACUGACAAUGAAUGCUUUGUUAUGGUCACAUCGGGUCUACAAAGGUUUUUGAAAAGGAAAAUAAAAAUAAUUCCACAGUGAAAAAUCAUUUUUUUGAAACAAGAAAGAAAAAGUUCUACAAGAUUACCAAAAAAAUAUCUUCAAUUAUUUUAUUAUAUAGGAUGUUCUCCGGGUCAGGAAAUAAUGGAUAUUGCGUACAAAAACUACACACAGAAGAAAAUUUUCGCUCACUUCUGCUGCUCCGUCUUUUUGCCCUAUAUGGCUAGAAGGCUUCCCGAAAUGACGUCGUCCGUCCAAUGGAGCAAACUGGUCACUAAAUUUGAAGCCGUUUUGGAGGUUCUUUUUUUGUUUUAAAUAAUUAGGUGAAUUAACUUGCAACUUCCCCAAAAGCUUUUUGAAGUUUUAAAGGAGUGUUUUCCGUUUAAUGUGUUCGAUUGAAGAAAGUUUGCACUCUCAGUUAAACCAGAAACUCGUAGUUAAACUUGCGAAUGAGAAAAAAAUGCGGGUAAAUGACAACCAACAGCCGAAAAACCGUUCGAACUAUUUCAGGCGAUCAGCAUCCUCCACAGUUUGUACUUUGUUCGAUUUGGCGGUCAUUCGACGUUCGUCGAACAACUUCUGGGACUUCGAAAUUGGAACAACAAUUUCGCCUUCUAUUGGUUUGUUUUCAGAUAA